Messenger RNA from Labrus mixtus (cuckoo wrasse), 2243 nucleotides. RefSeq names its product N-acylethanolamine-hydrolyzing acid amidase-like. Bases 34 to 1092 code for a protein of 352 amino acids. The transcript has 11 exons. Gene Ontology annotation, molecular function: fatty acid amide hydrolase activity. Gene Ontology annotation, biological process: fatty acid metabolic process. The record is from RefSeq and is a predicted model, not a curated record. Gene Ontology annotation, cellular component: lysosome. NCBI's taxonomy places the organism in Eukaryota, Metazoa, Chordata, Actinopteri, Labriformes, Labridae.
AUAGACUGUAAGUUCCACCACACUGGACCGACCAUGGUGACGCGAGCUGCGUUGUUGCUGCUCGGACUCGCAGUGUACUCGUGCCGGGCAGAGAUCGCUCCACCCACCCUCAACAUCAGCCUGGACGACGACCCAGAGGUGCGAUGGGCGCCUCUAAUGGAAGUCUUUGAUGCAGACUUCCUAAAAAAAGCCGCCGCGGAGGUCAUAGACUCCACUGUUCCAAAAUGGGUGCAUCAAGCAGUCAAACCCAUUGUAGUGGCCUUGGACAAGUACAUUCCCCAGCCUUACGCAGGGGAGAUCCGCGGCCUUGCAGAACACUUUGGAGGAAGCCUUUCGGACAUCAUCAUUCUUAACUUUGCCUAUGAAGUAUCAGCAUUUUGCACCAGCAUCAUAGCCCAGGAUAAAAAGGGACAUGUGUACCAUGGCAGGAACCUUGACUAUCCACAUUCGGUUUUGAGGAAUCUGACAGUCAACCUAGUUUUCCUCAAAAAUGGACAGGUGGCCUACCGUGGAACUUCAUUUGCGGGUUAUAUUGGCCUGUGGACAGGACAGAGUCCGAACAAGUUUACUGUGUCUGGUGACCAGCGAGGCACUGAACAUUGGUGGAACUGGUGGAAGAAUCUGGUGUCUGCUUUCCUCUUUCGGAGAUCCCCAGUUAGCUGGUUAGUUAGGCAGACACUGGAAGAAGCAGAGGACUUUCCGGAUGCAGUCAUGCGUCUUUCCAAAAUUCCCAUCAUCACUGGGGUGUAUUACAUUGUGGGUGGUGUGCGAGCAGGGGAAGGGGCGGUCAUUACUCGAGACCGGACCGGCCCAGCUGAUAUCUGGCCCCUGGAUCCUGUUAAUGGAGAAUGGUACAGAGUGGAGACAAACUUUGACCACUGGCGUCCCCCCCCUACCAGAGAUCAUCGAAGAGAAGCAGCAAACAUAGCACUAAAUGCUACUGGCCAAGACCACAUCAACAUGGAGACACUUUAUCAGGUUUUGUCUCUGUUUCCAGUGUGUAACGGAAUUACAGUUUACACAACAACAAUGAGUGCAGCCUCUGACACAUACAGUACACUUGUCAGGCCAAAGGGCUGCAGGCCGACCUGAAAGACACAGAGCAGUCCGCACACAGACUGAUGCUGCAGUGGCCUUCUGUUUCUGAACUUUAAAUUAUUUACUUAUCUGCAGGUUUCAUGAUAAUGUGGAGAUUGUAUGACAAAUGGAUAAGAGAGGGAAUUUUGAUUUCAACAUUUUUCGGAUGACAGUGCUCCUCGAUAUCUAAUAAAACAAAAUGUUGACAUUUUUGUCAUAUUGAUCUGGGUCCGUGUACGAAGUAUAAUUCAUUUGCAGUAGUUCAUGUUGUGUAAUAAAACAUGCCAGUUAUAUAUAUGUUGUAUGAAUAUAUGUUGACGCACGUUAAGUUUGCAGGUGAGGUGAGGUACUUGUGGUUUAAAGUCGGUUUACACUUUUUAAUACAGGGGGGAAGUUUUAACGUUGUUCAAGCCGUUUGGCGAAGAAUAUUCACUGAAAUUAGCAGUUUGAACAGCAUUGAAAUACAUCGCUCUGCUGCAUUAUCCAAUCUUGUUUAAUCUGAACUUCGUCUACUAAGUGGAAAUGACUUGUUGACACAGUUUUUCUGUCUUUCGUAUGUGCUAGUUCCUUCAUUUGAUGUGGCUGAAAGCCUGCACAAUAUGCUGCAGUCUGUAUCACUGAUCCCUGUGACCUACAUCAACCCACACAACCACCUUAAACUGGCAUGUUUCAUUGUACAACAUGAACUACUGCAAAUGAAUUAUAGCCUACUUCGUACACGCCCUUGAAUUGAGAAACUAUUUAAAAAUGUUAAACACAGAACAACUUCAAUAUGCUGAGGGAGAAUGAGGCGCCUUGAAUUGAAUUAACUGAAGUAUGAUUACUAAUCAUUACCAGUUAAUCAAUACUAAACUUCACUUUCAAGAGUUUGACAAGGCCAGGCACAAUAGGAAAUGUAAAAGUGCAUACAAAUGUGAAAGGACUCCUGUACAAAGUGCUUUAUCUUUUUAAAUGCAAUGGAUAAAGAAGUUAAAGAAGUACAGGGGAGCCAUCUUAACUUUUUUUUUAUUGAGACUGUAUGGAAUUCUUAACCUGACAUACUAUAGUCCUGUAAUAACACAGACAUUACAGACACUAAAACGCUUAUAACAAUAAAUGCAUCCACAAUAAAAGUACCCUUUUUUAAAAUGCAUUAUUAAUAAAAUAAAGAAGUAAUCAGAAGGUUU